This is a messenger RNA of Balaenoptera musculus (blue whale), 1628 nucleotides long. RefSeq names its product phosphoribosylaminoimidazole carboxylase and phosphoribosylaminoimidazolesuccinocarboxamide synthase (gene PAICS). Gene Ontology annotation, biological process: 'de novo' IMP biosynthetic process. The transcript has 10 exons. Gene Ontology annotation, molecular function: phosphoribosylaminoimidazolesuccinocarboxamide synthase activity. Bases 71 to 1204 code for a protein of 377 amino acids. The record is from RefSeq and is a predicted model, not a curated record. Lineage: Eukaryota; Metazoa; Chordata; Mammalia; Artiodactyla; Balaenopteridae.
CGUGACCCAACUUCAUCAGAGUCCUGCCUCUCUUCCUAGAGCUGCCGCUGCUUCCAGACCACUCCGGAUAAUGGCGACAGCCGAGGUACUGAAGAUAGGUAAAAAACUCUAUGAGGGUAAAACAAAAGAAGUCUAUGAAUUGUUGGAUAGUCCAGGAAAAGUCCUCCUGCAGUCCAAGGACCAGAUCACAGCAGGAAAUGCAGCCAGAAAGAAUCACCUUGAAGGAAAAGCUGCAAUCUCAAAUAAAAUUACCAGUUGUAUUUUUCAGCUGUUACAGGAAGCAGGUAUCAAAACUGCUUUCACCAGAAAAUGUGGAGAGACAGCUUUCAUUGCACCUAAGUGUGAAAUGAUUCCAAUUGAAUGGGUUUGUAGAAGAAUAGCAACUGGUUCUUUUCUCAAAAGAAAUCCUGGUGUCAAGGAAGGAUAUAAGUUCUACCCACCUAAAGUAGAGAUGUUUUUCAAGGAUGAUGCUAAUAAUGAUCCACAGUGGUCUGAGGAACAGCUAAUUGCUGCAAAUUUUUGCUUUGCUGGACUUGUUAUAGGCCAAACUGAAGUGGAUAUCAUGAGUCAUGCUACACAGGCUAUUUUUGAAAUACUGGAGAAAUCCUGGUUGCCCCAGAACUGUACACUGGUUGAUAUGAAGAUUGAAUUUGGUGUUGAUGUAACCACCAAAGAAAUUGUUCUUGCUGAUGUUAUUGAUAAUGAUUCCUGGAGACUCUGGCCAUCAGGAGAUCGAAGCCAACAAAAAGACAAACAGUCGUAUCGUGACCUCAAGGAAGUAACUCCUGAAGGGCUGCAGAUGGUAAAGAAAAAUUUUGAGUGGGUUGCAGAAAGAGUAGAGUUGCUUCUGAAACCAGAAAGUCAGUGCAGGGUUGUAGUAUUGAUGGGCUCAACCUCUGAUCUUAGUCACUGUGAAAAAAUUAAGAAGACUUGUGGAAAUUUUGGCAUUCCCUGUGAACUUAGGGUAACAUCUGCCCAUAAAGGACCAGAUGAAACGCUGAGGAUUAAAGCUGAGUAUGAAGGGGAUGGCAUUCCUACUGUAUUUGUGGCAGUGGCAGGCAGAAGCAAUGGUUUAGGACCAGUGAUGUCUGGUAACACAGCAUAUCCAGUUAUCAGCUGUCCUCCCCUCACUCCAGACUGGGGAGCUCAGGAUGUGUGGUCUUCUCUUCGAUUACCCAGUGAAUUUUCUGCAUUCUGGAUUUAGCUGAUUACAUUCCUGGGUGUUGUUUAACAUGCUCUUCCAUCCCCUAUUUUCUGUAAAGUGGUGGUAAAGUCUGUAGUUAGAUCAAGUUCAGAUUUGGUUUUGGUUUUGGUUUUGGUUUUGGUUUUUUUCCCCACCCAGGAAUACAUCACUCAUGGUAUUUUGUUGUUUUGUUUUGUUUUGUUUUUUGUAAAUGUGAUUGUUACUUCUGUAGAAGAAAUAAAAUAUUUAAAAAUUAGGGAUUAGAAUAAUUAAAACCAAGGAAGUUUCAUCAGUUGGCUGGCUGAGCAGGAUCUCAUAAAAUAACAAUAUUGUUGUGUGCUCAUCAUGGUCCAAGAUAAUGAUCUGAUCUACAAGGCCUGAGUGUCAAUACUGUUUCAGUAAGAGUCGAUCUGCUUAUUACUUAAUAAACCUCAUAUUUUUCUCA